GGGGUAUGUGGAUCUUAGUGGGGGUAUUGCGGGCGUUGAAGUGGUCUGUGCUCUAUCAGACCGGGGUACCCUUUCUGUUGAAAUGUACCAUAAUGUGAUAUCUUAUUCUGUUGUAAUAACUAAUGAUCUUGGAACAGCUUCUCAUGCGUCACUUUCAAUGCAAAUUGACCGAUUGAAACUGUCAUUUCUAAUAGGAUAUGACCGUUGAUGUAGUAUCGUCAUGGUUAUCGGCUAUCUCAUAGCUUGACAUCGAGAAAGCAAAGUGAGGGCAGUGAGGGGUAAUGGUCAUUCCAGUGAUGUAAUUCGGUACCACCUGCGAGGGCAUCGCCAACGAGCCCACUAUCGAAGACAUGGCAACGUCCGAGUUCGUCUAUUCUCAAGUUGUGCAUCCCGAUGAAAUUAGGACUUUCACUUUAAAUCCGGGUGUGGGGACUGACAGACUAGAAGGGUCUAUAAAUCAUAUUCAACUUCCCCCUUUUCUCUCGCCGACGGUGUCCUUUUCGGGGGAUACACGACAGCAGAAUACGAGAGCCAUUCGAAAUACGAGAAGACUACUUGAUAUUUUCGAAGCUCACUCUCAUCAAUCUGUGGAAUCAGCUGACUUUGGCGGGGAAAUUUGGCCUUGGAAGUUAUUUGCGUCAAGCAAGCGACCUAGGCGAAGAUCGAUUGGUGGGAGACAAUUCGUCGUGGAAGAGCCGGUUUUAGGUUUCGAUUGCAACCGCGUCGAAUACACACCAAGGUCAUACGAUGCGCUGUCGUAUACGUGGGGCGAUCUUCAGAAGACCAAUGAGAUAGCUGUUGAUGGACAGGCUCUUGGUAUAACGAGAAACCUUUAUAUGGCCUUGGUAAAGUUAAGGUCUCCAACCGAGUCACGAUGUCUGUGGAUCGAUGCGAUCUGCAUUGACCAGGGAAACGUCCAGGAGCGGAAUCACCAGGUACAAAUGAUGAAGCGGAUAUUCUCUACGGCAUCUUCUGUCAUUGUAUGGUUGGGUGAUUCUGAUGGUAAUGUUCGGGAUACCUUGGAAAUGAUCCUUAAAUGUAGUUGGAGUCGAGGAAAGAAGAAUCUCUUCAACUACCCCAAAGAAGCGCUUCAGGGACUCGAGGAAUUAUUCAAACGAACAUGGUGGAAGCGCAUUUGGAUAAUUCAAGAAGUGGUUGCCGCACGUGAGCUGGUUGUACUCUUAGGAGAUACCAUCUUCCCUUGGAUGAUGCUAGUGAAUCUCUGUCGGGCGAUCCAGGUGGCCGAGUUUCUCCUACACCCCAUGGCAUCUAUGAUCCGUUCCUGCGGGUAUCAGAAGUUUACGGUCUUAGACCAUUUCCGGCGAAAUAAGGCCAUGCCUCUUGUCCGAUUUGUCCACUGCACACAGGAUUACCAAGCAACCGACUCGCGCGAUAAGUUAUAUGCGCUUCUCGGUAUGGCUUCGGAUGUAACAUCCGACGACAUUAUACCCGACUAUACGAAACCGGUCCAAGAGGUAUUUCUUGACCUGGUUAGGUUUAUGGUGAGUAAUCGUUACGACCUCGAUAUAAUCUCUUCUGGUCGAUUCGUCGAUUCGAAUUCGACUACUCCAAGUUGGUUACCAGAUUGGCGAGGCUUGAAUACUCUACGACCGCUAAAUAGUGAAGAGGUUGGCGGUCAUUUCUACCGAGCAUCGGGAAACACCCACGCUGUAGUUGAUAUGGCAGAAUUUCCGUCAAGCUUGACAGCCGAAGGAUGGAUGGUAGAUACGAUCACCUGCUUCGAUGACGUAAUUGAACUUGCUCAUGUAAGCCCAUCCACAAUUCAGCGCUGGCAGAGUAUCGCAAAAGAGAACAUUGAUAUUACCAUGAUGAGUCUAUUCUGGAGAACGAUUGUGAUGGAUAAAGAUCACUUGGGAAACCAGGCUUCGGUGUCUUUUGGGAGGAUAUUUGAUGAUUUCAUCAAGAGACCCGACACGAUUCGUUCGAGACUCGUUCAACACUUCUCAGACGCCGUGACGAGAGCAGUGCUAGGGCGACGAUUUUUUAUCACAAAAGGAGGCCGAAUGGGACUUGGGCCACCAGAAAUCCAACCGAAGGACCAGAUUGCUAUUCUCAAAGGAUGUCAUGUUCCCCUUGUAUUACGCCAGGCCGGAGACUACAUGAUUGUCAUCGGGGAAGUGUAUGUCUCGGCACUAAUGAAUGGCGAACUCGUAUCAGAGUUAACAGAGGGGAGAUAUGGCUUGGAUGCGGUUAAGUUGAAAUGACAUACAGAAUCAUAUCAUUAUUAUACACAUGAGAUGAUUUCCUCAUGAUCAUAUAUCGCGUCGGUUUAUGUUCGAGCACAAGGAGCCACCAAGGCAUACUUCAUUUAUAGCACACUGUCU
This is a messenger RNA of Annulohypoxylon maeteangense, 2345 nucleotides long. Its product is annotated as HET-domain-containing protein. The record is from RefSeq and is a predicted model, not a curated record. Lineage: Eukaryota; Fungi; Ascomycota; Sordariomycetes; Xylariales; Hypoxylaceae. The transcript is spliced from 2 exons. Bases 351 to 2225 code for a protein of 624 amino acids.